Sugiyamaella lignohabitans is the source of this 1974-nucleotide messenger RNA. RefSeq names its product mitogen-activated protein kinase kinase kinase SSK2 (gene SSK2). Lineage: Eukaryota; Fungi; Ascomycota; Dipodascomycetes; Dipodascales; Trichomonascaceae. Gene Ontology annotation, biological process: protein phosphorylation. The record is from RefSeq and is a predicted model, not a curated record. Bases 1 to 1974 code for a protein of 657 amino acids. Gene Ontology annotation, molecular function: protein kinase activity; ATP binding. The transcript has a single exon.
AUGAGCCUCUUGCGACUGAGUGGCCAUUUCCUAGUUUAUACAGGAACAUUCGAAAAGUAUGGUAUUUACGCCAUUGCCGACCCAUAUCUCAAGGAUAGACCAGAGACUGUAAGAGCCAUCUUAUCUGGUUAUAGUCGUAUCCCGAAGAAAGACGUUGAGCACGUCUCAUACGUUAUGAUAUUUUGUAUCGAAGAACCAUUAGUAUGGGAGGGUGAGAUUGUCAAUUUGGAUAUGCCUUAUUUUGAUAUCGAUAUGAAACCUGGUCGCAUGAGACUCAUCACUGAAGGCGGCUCUCAAGAACUGAAGAGAACUCGUAAGGAAGUAUCUGCAUUGACUGGAGGAGGUGAUGUUUUUGAUAUAGCUGUGGACACCAAAUCACAUAUUACAAGAGUGGACCAUGAGAUGGCGCGAGUUCGAAAGCUGUUCUUCAAGCUUUCGACCUCUGUGAUCACAAGCUGUAUAUUAUUUAGAAGAAGAUGCAAGCCAUAUGGAUGUCAGGAAACAGUUCAUAAUAUGUUUGUAUUCGCUAGAGAGUUUGGUCAAAGGGGAAUUUCUGUCAUGGAUGCCAACCGUCGUGGCACAGUGGCUAUAAAACUGAUCAAUCUGUGCAUUGAGUGGGUAACUUUUAUAUGCGAUGAUUGUGUUCCGACUGAGAACAAGACAUUCAGAUGGACGGUGGUUGCCCUGGAAUUUGCUAUGGUAAUGACUCGAGGAGUCAAUAUCGUGGCUAUUUCAGGCGAUCAAUUUGCUAAACUUCGAGUCAAAGUAGCUGACUGUAUGACUCUACUGAUUUCUCAUUUUGACAUCACUGGUGCGAAAUCUAGAGCAGCUCAGCAAGGUAACAGUGAUGUGUUACGCCGAGGCAAAGCUCUCAAUAUCUCAGUUGAUGAUGACGACGAGUUGGUGGCCAUGUUGCGAGAAGAUAUGGUCAAGAAAUUGGAGCUAUUGGAACAACAAAGACAAGACACUCACUCUGUAGGUAAAGUCCUUGAUGAUAGCAGCGGUGAUACAGAGUUCUUGACAUAUCUUGCUUCAGCCUUUUCAAACCUUCAAAUCCGUUGGCAACAGGGUCGGUAUAUCGGUGGUGGUACCUUUGGAUCGGUAUACGCAGCAGUCAACCUUGACACUGGUGGUGUCAUGGCUGUCAAAGAAAUCCGGUUACAGGACACCCAGUCUAUUCGUCAUAUUUUGAAAUCAAUCAAAGAUGAAAUGACUGUGCUGGAGAUUCUAAGUCACCCCAAUGUUGUACAAUAUUACGGUGUUGAAGUACAUCGUGAUAGAGUGUUUAUUUUCAUGGAGUACUGUCAAGGAGGAUCACUAGCCGGCCUUCUAGAAUAUGGCCGUAUUGAGGAUGAGCAGGUUAUUCAGGUGUAUACUCUGCAGAUGUUGGAAGGUCUAGCGUAUCUCCACCAGUCAGGCAUUGUUCAUCGUGAUAUUAAACCAGAGAAUAUUCUAUUGGAUCAUAAUGGAGUUAUCAAGUUUGUUGAUUUUGGUGCUGCUAAAGUGAUUGCAAAGACAGGCAAAACUCGCCAGGCUAGUGCCACUAACAAAUCCAAUGCCACUACUGGUGGUAACAAGACCAAAUUGAAUAGUAUGACAGGCACACCCAUGUACAUGUCACCAGAAGUCAUCACAGGAGCAGAUUCCGGUCGUCAUGGAAGUAUUGAUAUCUGGUCUCUUGGCUGCUGUGUUUUGGAAAUGGCUACAGGCCGUAGACCAUGGGCCAAUCUCGAUAAUGAAUGGGCUAUAAUGUAUCAUAUUGCUGCGGGCCACCUGCCUCAAUUACCAUCAGCCGACCAGUUAUCUAUUGAGGGUCAACAGUUCCUUAUGAAGACUCUUGAACGAGACCCGAAAAAACGACCAUCGGCCGUGGAUCUCUUAAGUGACCCUUGGAUGGUAAGCAUCCGUAAUGUAGUGUUGGGCUAUAGUGCUGGCUCAGAUGAUAGCGCUGUAUCAUCUCCAUCUGAGGGCUGA